Neomonachus schauinslandi (Hawaiian monk seal) is the source of this 1416-nucleotide messenger RNA. RefSeq names its product Epstein-Barr virus induced 3 (gene EBI3). The transcript is spliced from 6 exons. Gene Ontology annotation, molecular function: protein binding; cytokine receptor activity. Lineage: Eukaryota; Metazoa; Chordata; Mammalia; Carnivora; Phocidae. The record is from RefSeq and is a predicted model, not a curated record. The coding region runs from base 361 to 1137 and encodes 258 amino acids. Gene Ontology annotation, biological process: cytokine-mediated signaling pathway. Gene Ontology annotation, cellular component: external side of plasma membrane; membrane.
GCUCAGAGAAGGUCCCGCAGGAGGGGCUGCCCUCCCUGGUCUCCGUGGCCUGGAGCGUGGAGCACUGGCCGGGGUGGAUCCCCUCCCCUGCAGUCGGUCGGCCUCCUCUCCCGCCCCCUUGCCCAGGGCCUCCAGAACCUCACGCCCAACCCAGCUGUGACAGGUGAAGGGACCAGGGCUCCUCCACCAUCCCCGCGCAGCUCUCUGCUGGCUCCACAAACCGCCCAGGGAGUCAGACCCGGGAAAGGGAAAGAGGGGGCUUUGACCAGGGGCUGCACGACCACCUUGGGUGGGACCCAAGGCCCCUGCCUCCCCGAGGUGCUCCCGGCCCCAGCUCCUGACAGCAGAGCCCGUGGACUCAUGGCCUCAAGACUUCUCCUGGUGCUCGCCCUCUGGGUGGGCUGCUCACCCUGCAGCGGGAGAGAAGCAGCCCCCACCCAGCCCAGGGUGCGGUGCCGGGCCUCUAGGUACCCGAUUGCCGUGGAUUGCUCCUGGACCCUGCUGCCCACUCCACACUCCGCCAAGCCCACAUCCUUCAUUGCCUCGUACAGGUCAGAGUGCCCAGGAGGGUGUCCUGGGGUUUCACGCUGGGGCCAGGACAGCUGGAGGCCUACGCUGAGGCCCUCACGCUGCCCCUGCGUGUCCAGGCGCGGCGUGGCUGCCCACGGGGAGAGCCGGCCCUGCCUCCAGCUGACCCCUGAGGCCACUAGCUGCACCAUCCCAGACGUCCAGCUGUUCUCCAUGGUGCCUUAUAUACUCAACGUCACAGCGGUCCAGCCCUGGGGAAGCAGCAGCAGCUUCGUGCCCUUUGUUCCCGAGCAUAUCAUCAAACCAGACCCUCCCGAAAGCGUCCGCCUGAGCCCCCUCCCUGGGCAGCGGCUGUGGGUGCAGUGGGAACCCCCCCGGUCCUGGCCCUUCCCAGAGAUCUUCUCACUCAAGUACUGGAUCCGAUACAAGCAUCACGGAUCGGCCCGCUUCCGCCAGGUGGGGCCUAUUGAAGCCACAUCCUUCACCCUCAGGGCUGUGAGGCCCCAAGCCAAGUACUGCAUCCAGGUGGCUGCUCAGGACCUCACCGACUAUGGGGAAGCAAGUGACUGGAGUCUCCCUGCUGCUGCCUCCAAGCCCCUGGGCAAAUAGUGGGGCUUCCCAGCCCCCCCCCCGCCCAGAAGAGGGGCUGGGUCCUUGACAUCCGCCCCCCACUGCCACCCACUCAAGGACGGACGGGAUCCAUCUGGCCUGGGUUCACUGCUGCCAAGUCGCUGCGCAACACUGGACAAGUGACUUUGCCUUUCUGAGCCUGUUUGUCAAUCUGUGAAAUGGGGAUGCACUUCUCCCUUAGGCCGCAGUACAGGGCUCUGUGAACUGUGAACUUCUGAUGUUUUUUAUUGUUUAACUAAAAAAGGAUUGUUGCUGGAA